AUGGAAGCAGCAAUUCCAACGACAACUCGUCAUGAGAAAGGGAGUACACCUACAAAACUGGAGGGAAAGUUUACUGCAAUGGUGGUGUGUUGGCUUCUUGGAAUUGGGUGUGCGUUUUCUUGGAACAGCAUGCUGACGAUUGAAGAUUACUAUGUUCAUUUGUUUCCAAAGUAUCACUCCAUGAGAGUCCUGACGCUCGUAUACCAACCAUUCGCCCUCGGAACACUCGCGAUUCUUGCAUAUCAUGAAGCCAAUAUAAACACCAGGAAACGAAAUCUAUUUGGAUACAUUCUCUUCUUCUUCAGUACUCUCGCUGUUCUACUUUUGGAUUUAGCAACAUCUGGUAAAGGAGGAAUGGGAAGUUUCAUCUGUGUGUGUGUGAUAAGUGCUGCCUUUGGAGUAGCCGAUGCUUAUGUGCAAGGUGGAAUGGUUGGAGACUUGUCAUUCAUGCUCCCCGAGUUCAUUCAAUCGUUUCUAGCGGGGCUUUCUGCAUCAGGAGCUCUUACCUCCACUUUGAGAUUGUUUACGAAAGGUGUUUUUGAUAAUUCACAAAACGGUUUACGAAAGGGAGCACUUUUAUUCUUCGCGCUAUGCACAAUCUUUGAGUUGCUUUGUGUACUUCUAUAUGCAUUCAUGUUCCCAAAGCUUCCAAUUAUAAAAUACUACCGAUCAAAGGCAGCUUCAGAAGGAUCUAAAACAGUUUCAGCUGAUCUUGUUGCCGGUGGAAUUUACUCGCAUUCUGGAGAGAUAGAAUCAAAUUCCAAAAAACUAGAACGAUUGAGCAUCAAGGAAUUGUUACAGGAAAAUAUUGAUUAUGCAAUCGAUAUGCUUUUGAUAUAUCUAUUAACACUUUCUAUUUUUCCUGGGUUCUUAUCCGAAGACACGGGAUCACAUAGCUUGGAAGAAUUAACCACCACUACCACCGGAAUGCACAGCCACCACCACCACCAUCGGAAUGAGCAACCAUCACCGGAAAUCUGCACAGCCACCACCUGUGUUUCCCUGAAAAAUAAUCACAAGCCACCUCCUUCACCAUCGCCACCCUCCUUUAUAACAGCUGGCAACCACCCCGUUCGAACACCACCUGUCACCGCUCCAUCAUUAAUAUCGUCGGAGGAUCCAACCUUUUGCUGGAGUGCAGAUCUGAACAGGAAAAUAGAAGCUUGGGGAUGA
Messenger RNA from Lactuca virosa, 1173 nucleotides. The record is from the annotation of a GenBank genome assembly. Lineage: Eukaryota; Viridiplantae; Streptophyta; Magnoliopsida; Asterales; Asteraceae.